Molecule: messenger RNA, 237 nt
Organism: Gamsiella multidivaricata
Lineage: Eukaryota; Fungi; Mortierellomycota; Mortierellomycetes; Mortierellales; Mortierellaceae
Exons: 2
Coding region: 1-237 (78 amino acids)
Molecular function (GO): FAD binding
Source: RefSeq, a predicted model, not a curated record
AUGGAAGCGGCAGCUUUCAAGGAUCUCUCAGUUUUGAUCGUCGGCGCUGGGCUGUCGGGAGUGAUGCUAGCGCCAUUUAUAGAAAAGCUAGGAAUCAACUACACUAUCCUUGAAAGAUCACAGGCAGUUGGACUUUUAGGUGCAGCACUGUAUAUGUCUGCGAACAUCUUGCCUGCGUUUGAGAAGCUGGGUCUCCUCGAAGAAAUUCAGGCAAUAUCUAAGGGAUGUCCGAUUUAG